UUGUUGUUUGUUCGUCAUCUUCUACUCUCUCUUUUGUUUCUUUUUUUGUUUUCCUCUCAUUUAAAUUCAAAGAAUUGUAUAAAUAAAUAAAUAGUUAAGAAAUCUUUAAACCAAAAAAAAAAAAAAACCACAAGAUUAUAUCGUAGAAAAGCGCACAAUUUGGAUUACAGCAAUAUAAUCGAUCUUCAGGUAUCUUGAUUUCAAAAUCAUCAUAGGACUUUUAUCUUUAUAAGGAAAUAAUGCACAAGUAAUUCGAGGCAUUUUAAAGGGAUUAAGCAGUUUCUGUUCUUUGUUCUGAUCAUAACUCUAGCUCGAAAUGGCUCAAAAUGGUACUGCUUGUCCAAAGCCGAUGCAGGCUACCUCAACCGGAGUCUUCCAAGGAGAGAACCCUCUUGAUUAUGCUCUACCCCUUGUUAUCGUUCAAAUAAUCCUUGUGAUUGUUCUCACUCGUACCUUGGCUUUCUUGCUUAGGCCGUUGCGGCAGCCUCGUGUGAUUGCUGAGAUUAUUGGAGGAGUGUUACUAGGCCCAUCUGCCUUUGGUCGUAGCGAAGCAUUCCUACAAACAAUAUUUCCUCCCAAGAGUCUGCCAGUAUUGGACACACUUGCUAAUCUCGGCCUAAUCUUCUUUCUGUUCUUGGUAGGCCUAGAAUUGGAUCCCAAAGCAUUGCGUCGAACAGGGAAGAAAGCCAUGAGUAUUGCUCUGGCAGGCAUCUGUUUGCCCUUUGGUAUGGGAAUUGGUACAUCAUUUGUUCUAAGGGCAACUAUAUGUAAAGGAGUUAGCCAAGGCCCCUUCAUUGUAUUCAUGGGGGUCGCGCUGUCUAUUACAGCAUUUCCUGUCUUAGCUCGUAUCUUAGCUGAGCUUAAGCUCCUUACCACUGAUGUAGGCCGUAUGGCCAUGUCAGCUGCUGCAGUCAACGAUGUGGCAGCCUGGAUUCUCCUUGCUCUUGCUAUUGCUCUCUCUGGCACCGGAAAAUCUCCUCUUAUUUCAUUGUGGGUGUUCUUGUGUGGUGCCGCGUUUGUUGGAUUGUGUAUUCUUAUAGUUCCGCCCAUCUUUAAAUGGUUAGCCAGGCAUUGCCCUGAUGGAGAGCCCGUGGAUGAAAUUUACAUCUGUGGUACAUUAGCAGCAGUUUUGGCAGCUGGAUUUGUGACCGAUACUAUUGGAAUUCAUGCACUUUUUGGGGCAUUUGUUCUUGGAAUUUUAGCUCCAAAGGAUGGGCCAUUUGCUAGUGCCUUGGUAGAAAAGGUGGAGGAUCUUGUAUCAGGCCUCCUCCUUCCUUUGUACUUUGCUUCGAGUGGACUUAAAACAAAUGUUGCCACCAUUCAAGGGGUUCAGUCAUGGGGACUUUUACUUCUUGUUAUACUAACUGCCUGUUUUGGCAAGGUUAUUGGGACUAUUGUUGUUUCGCGCCUCUGUAAAGUGCCUCUUAGUGAGGCUGUUGCUCUUGGGGUCUUAAUGAACAGCAAGGGUUUGGUGGAGCUGAUUGUUCUGAAUAUUGGCAAAGAUCGAAAGGUGUUAAAUGAUCAAACCUUUGCAAUAAUGGUUCUGAUGGCCCUAGUUACCACAUUCAUGACAACACCAAUCGUGAUGGCGGUGUAUAAACCAGCUAAGCGAGGACGCAUGUAUAAGCUAAGAACAGUUCAAAGAAAAGACCCUAGCACUCAACUCAGGAUCAUGGCAUGCUUCCAUAGUGGAAGGACCAUCCCUACAAUGAUCAACUUAAUUGAAGCAACCCGAGGAACAGAGAAUAAAGAAGGGCUCACAGUGUAUGCAAUGCAUCUUAUGGAGCUCUCUGAAAGGUCUUCUGCUAUUCGGAUGGUUCACAAAGCUCGAAACAACGGUCUUCCCUUCUGGAAUAAGGGGGUGCAGUCAGACUCAGACCAAGUUGUAGUGGCCUUUGAGGCGUAUGGACAGCUUAGCCGUGUCCAAAUUAGGCCAAUGACCGCAAUCUCCCACUUUUCUAACAUGCAUGAAGACAUAUGUGCUAGUGCUGAGAGCAAGACGGCUGCACUCAUUAUCCUUCCCUUCCACAAGCACCAGAAGGUUGAUGGUUCAUUGGAAACCACAAGACAUGAAUAUAGAGUAAUCAACAAAAAGGUCCUAGAAAAUGCUCCUUGCUCAGUUGGUAUCCUAGUAGACCGAGGGCUUGGUGGCUCUUCGCAUGUGUCAGCAAGCAAUGUCGACUCUACUAUAACUGUAUUUUUCUUUGGUGGACCUGAUGAUCGCGAGGCAUUGGCCCUUGGUCAAAGAAUGUCUGAGCACCCCGGGAUUACCCUGAUUGUAGUCCACUUCAGGGCAGACCCCAACAUAGAAGGAGGUGAAAUAGUGGCUAUUGAUGUGAGUGAUAGUAGUAGCAGCAGUAAACACUCCAAGGCACCUGACGAAGAAGCCCUUGAUGCUAUUAAACAAAAAUUGUCCAAGGACGGGUCAGUUAAGUACGAAGAAAGGGUAGUGAAAGCAACUUCUGAAACUAUUGAAAUAAUCAAGGAAUUUAGCCGUUGUCAUAUGAUCUUGGUUGGACGGUCACCUGAAGGUAUGGCGGCUGCUACUUUCAGUAUCAAUGUAAAGGCAGAGUACCCUGAAAUAGGCCCAGUUGGGGGGUUCUUGAUCUCUCAGGAUGUCUCAACAAAUGCUUCAGUUUUAGUGAUGCAUCAGUACAGUGGUGGUUCAAGGACAGUAUCCAUAGAUAUGGACGAGCCAACUGAUGGGACUGAAACCGAAUAAAUGAUUGAGCCGAGUAAUGUCCUUAAGAACUGAUUCUUCUGCUCGUUGCUCAGUGUCUGCAAAGUAGAUAUAUAUGUAGAUAAUCCAUAAUCUCAACCAAAGAAUUCAGAAAUAAAAAUUGCGACAGUAUUUCUUUGGUUUAUAGUCUUCUCCAAAGUUGUUGGACUGACUUUUAUGAAGAUAUCAAGGCAUUUAUGUAAAAAAAAUCUGGUAAGUCACUGAGCUGAAGUGAAGCUUGGGCUUUUCACAACAACAAGCUGUAGAAGUAUAUAUAUGAGCAAAAGAGUUGUAUCAUGCAGCUUCGGAGUAUUUCACUCCCUCCAAUUAAAUGAUGGAUUUUGAACUUUGGCAUGAAAUGUAUCUUUUUAUAUUCUUGCACCAA
Chenopodium quinoa (quinoa) is the source of this 3104-nucleotide messenger RNA. Its product is annotated as cation/H(+) antiporter 18-like. Gene Ontology annotation, cellular component: membrane; endomembrane system. Lineage: Eukaryota; Viridiplantae; Streptophyta; Magnoliopsida; Caryophyllales; Amaranthaceae. The record is from RefSeq and is a predicted model, not a curated record. Gene Ontology annotation, molecular function: antiporter activity. Bases 317 to 2722 code for a protein of 801 amino acids. Gene Ontology annotation, biological process: regulation of pH; proton transmembrane transport. The transcript is spliced from 5 exons.